AUGCAACGUCCAUUUAACAUCCUUUUCUUGGGUUCAGACAGCUUCUCAGUAGAUGUUUUCAAAGCUAUAUACCAGAAAAAGCACUUAGAUUUAUACAACAAUUUGUCUGUGAUAACACCCCCUCCAGCGAGAACUGGUAGGCGGUUGAAAGAAUUGAAAAUACCACCUUUAUUAGCAUUAUCGAAUGAACUACAACUAAGGAGCUUCACCCCCAGAGACGUAGAAUUGGCAGAUAUCUACACAUAUUUGGAUACCCGACCAGAUGUGAUACUGACAGCGUCCUAUGGACACCUCCUACCUUCUUCUCUCCUCAAUUUAGUACCGCCGAAGCAGGCUAUCAAUGUUCACCCUUCUCUCUUGCCAAAAUUGAGAGGUGCAGCACCGAUUCAAUGGUCUAUCGCUAGACAAUUACAUGAGACUGGCGUUAGCAUACAGACAAUGCAGGAUGACGUAUUCGACAGUGGUGAUAUCCUCUACCAAAAGUCUUACAAAAUAACAGACAAACCGACCUACAACUCUCUUUCAAAAGAUUUAGGUCAGAUAGCAGCAGAAUGUGCAACAAAUGUACUCGAAAAUCUCAACUAUUAUAUACACAAUUCACGUAAACAAGAUCCUAGUGAAAUCACACACGCACCGAAAGUACACAGAAAGAUCGGUUUUGUUGACUUCAACAAAAUGCCAGCAAGUGUUGUCGAUAGUCGUUAUCGUGCAUUUGGGCAUCAGCGUCCAUUAUCUGGUAAUCUCCUCCAAUCUAAUACAUUACAUCAAUUUCAUGAUAUCGAGCCAUACCCAGGUAUUAUAGAAAUAUUAGAAGACGUUCAGCCCGGAUCUGCGACAUUACUAGGUGAUAAAUUGAUCAUAAAAUGCGCUGAUAUGUCAUACCUUCAAGUCAAAUCACUUAAACCACCAGGAAAGCGUAUUAUGAGUGCUCAUGAAUGGUGGAAUGGUCAUAAACAUGAUUUAAAGGUCGUGAAUUUCACAAAACCAUUAUUAUAGAAUAGGUAAAAUCAGAGAAGUGAUUAUUUUUGUAAAAAUACAUUUUAUUGUACAG
Wallemia mellicola CBS 633.66 is the source of this 1051-nucleotide messenger RNA. RefSeq names its product Formyltransferase. Gene Ontology annotation, cellular component: mitochondrion. Gene Ontology annotation, biological process: biosynthetic process; conversion of methionyl-tRNA to N-formyl-methionyl-tRNA. The record is from RefSeq and is a predicted model, not a curated record. NCBI's taxonomy places the organism in Eukaryota, Fungi, Basidiomycota, Wallemiomycetes, Wallemiales, Wallemiaceae. The coding region runs from base 1 to 996 and encodes 331 amino acids. Gene Ontology annotation, molecular function: methionyl-tRNA formyltransferase activity. The transcript is spliced from 3 exons.